AUGUCAUUAAAGAAACUUGAUUCUUCAUUAUCCGAAUCCUCAAACAUUUCAGCACCUGAAUCUUUAAACUUACCAACGACAACAUUAAGUGACAAGCCAAAAUCUAAAUUUUCAAGUUUUUUAAGUACAUCAUUGUGCGAUGAUUUUAUUGACUUAACUGCUGCUUCUAUUAGAUAUACUCCAAUACCGAUUGAAUAUUCUCCAACCUCUUCCGAAGGCAUUGCAAUCAUUUAUAAUAUUUCUAAAUGGAAUGAUUAUAAUGCUGCUUUUUUAGAUAUACAAUAUAAUAUGGGUGAAGGUGGUGGUAAUAAAAUUAUAGAAUGUGAAUAUUUAGGAUGCAAAGUAAAUAAAUCUGUUAGAAUUUGUACUGGAGCUAAAGUGUGUGAAUUUGUAUCAAGUGAAUUAAAAGAAACACAGCAUACAACCAUUAACACUCCAUUUUCCCGUUUGUAUUUACAUUCAAAACCUCCGGAACCAUAA
Messenger RNA from Dentiscutata erythropus, 480 nucleotides. The record is from the annotation of a GenBank genome assembly. Lineage: Eukaryota; Fungi; Glomeromycota; Glomeromycetes; Diversisporales; Gigasporaceae.